CAGAGUGGUUGCACCCGCGGCAUCCCCUCUAGAAAUUAGGAUGGUCUGGGCCCAACACCCUGUUUGCCAGUCCACUCAAACACACCACGUACUGUUGGGAGGAGGAAUGGAAUGAGACUUCAGAUUUUAUAGCUCCAGGUCACAUGCACUGCUUCAUAAGAGCUGCCCGACCUCCUAGCACAGCAGUGGCUAGCCAGGGUGCGCAAGGGGAAGCAAGGAUGUGGAACUCCACCUCAAGCUUACUGCCCCCUCCGGAGUCCCGGGACCUGUUCCUGCAGCCCCUCUGGGACCACAUCCUCCUCCACCACCGUGCCCUGGUGUCUUCCCCCUUCCUGCCCGUCUUGCUGGCCUUCUCCAGCUACGUCCUGUUCAGUCUGCCCUUUGCAGUGCUGGACCUCCUGGGCGAGAGGGCGCCCGUGUUCCACCGCCACAAGAUCCAGAAGGGGCGGCGGCCCACGCCGCGGAUGAUGGCGGCCAGUUUCUGCCGGGCGGCCUACAACCACCUGGUGUUCGUGGUGCCCGCCGCCCUCGUCGGCGGCCUCGUGGUGCCUCCGCCCACCCUGCCCGACUCCGCCCCCACAGUCAGGGAGCUGCUUGCCGGUCUGCUCGCGACCCUGUUGGUCUUCGACACCCAGUAUUACGUCUGGCACGUGGUGCACCACAGGAACCGUCACCUGUACAGGUGGGUGCACGCCCUCCACCACGACUACGUCGCGCCUUUCUCCUGGGCCGCCGAGCACCUGAGCGCGGUGGAGCUCAUGACUCUGGGAUUCUGGGGCAACCUGGACCCCAUCCUGCUCCACUGCCACCCCUUGACCAUCUGGGCGACCACCGUCGUCAGCAUCUGGCUGUCCGUGGAGGACCACAUUGGCUAUGACCUGCCAUGGACCCUCAACCGGCUGGUGCCCCUGGGCCUGUUUGGGGGUGCACCAGCCCACGACAUGCACCACCAGAAGCCCAACAGCAACUUUGCACCCUUCUUUUGCCACUGGGACAGGAUCUUUGGUACGGCCGCCAGUUUAGAGACAGAGACUGACAAAAUCCCCUGGAGAAAAGGAAACUUUUAACCACCAACACAAAUCAGAUUCACCGUUUUCAUCUUUUUUCUCUUUUUGAUGGGUUUCAGGGUUUAAGAAGCUUUAAAUACGAAUGUUUGAUUUAUUAUGCUUUUCAUUUAAAUGCAUUGUCUUGUUUUGCUGCUUGUUCCUAAGAUAUGUUUUUGAUAUGUAUUAAAAGAAAGUUCCUCUGAA
Messenger RNA from Anguilla rostrata (American eel), 1250 nucleotides. It is a transcript of the gene ch25hl1.1, whose product is annotated as cholesterol 25-hydroxylase like 1, tandem duplicate 1. Bases 144 to 1067 code for a protein of 307 amino acids. Gene Ontology annotation, molecular function: steroid hydroxylase activity; iron ion binding; C-4 methylsterol oxidase activity. The transcript is spliced from 2 exons. Lineage: Eukaryota; Metazoa; Chordata; Actinopteri; Anguilliformes; Anguillidae. Gene Ontology annotation, biological process: cholesterol metabolic process; sterol biosynthetic process. Gene Ontology annotation, cellular component: endoplasmic reticulum membrane. The record is from RefSeq and is a predicted model, not a curated record.